AUGGCUUCGCCUUUGCGCAGUACAAAUACAUACAGGGCCCCACUCUCGGAGCUGCCCCUUCAUCACUUUGUUUGCCAAUCUCUCGCCGCCUCUCCCCAGACUUCUCCCGACAAGCUUCUCAAGACGCCUUCACGUUCUCGAUCCCGUUCGCCCUCGCUGCCUACAAGCCGCAGAAACUCCACCUCUGUGUCCCCGCACAAGCAGGCCGUACUCCAAAACCAUCGUCUCGUUCGAGAAGGCUCGGUCGCAUCUCCUUCUUCUACCGCCAAAGAAACCGACAACAUGGCAGACGUCGACUUUGCGCUCCUGCCCCGACGUCUCUUUGACGACUGCUCCUCGAAGCGAGCCAGCUCUGACGAUCCACUCGAAACGAGUCCGGUUCUGCCGGGUUCUGCUUCCUCCCGAUCGCGCUUCUCUCCGCACAACAUCAAGCAUCUGGCGCACCACUCUCCAAGCAGUCGACCUACGACUCCCAAAGGCGCUACCACCACUCCACUCAACCUCCGGCAACAUCGCCCACCGCAUACCUCAGGUCCCAAACCUACUCAAUUUAUCGAACCCAGUCCGACCACGCAAAGGAUCUCUGAGCCUCGCCUCCCCAUCUCUCACCGAUACGAGCAUGCGGAUGCUCCUACCACGCCCUCACGCAUACGCAAGCAAGCCAAUCCGCCCAUCGCGUCGGUGCCUCAUGCUCCUGCUUCUUCCAUGGACGGUGAUCAUGCUGCCGCUCAGGGUGGUAUCACGCCUCUGGAGGAGCCUACUCGGCUUGCCAGCUCUGCGCUCCAAAGCUUACCCAAGAAGAAGCACCGCGUCUCGCCAACCGAGAUCGCCAUCGCGCAUGAGGAAGCUGGAGCUGGUCCCAUCGCCAGCCCCAGUCCUCGCAAGAUGGCCGACUACUUUGCCCCUUCCGACGAGAAUGCCUCUGCGUUCAGCUUCGAUCGGACACGUCUGCGAUCCGAUUCGAUCUCUGAUCGCCAGCAAGCCGCGGCCGCGUUUCAAAACUUGACCGACAUGGCGGCCUCGAAACAGCCGCUGAACAGCUUGACGCUCGCCAAAUCGGGUCUGUUCUUGGGAGUAGUUGCCCGACCGCUGCCCGGCUGGACUGUAUACGAAGAUACCAACUUGAGCUCGGACACCGCGCCGUCUCAAGACCAUGCGCAGCCAAUGACGGACGAAGCUAGCGUCGCUGCAGUCAGUCCAGUCUCGAGCCCCAACCACAGUCCUGCCAAGCAGAGCGCUGCCUCGACGCCCAACAAGGAGAAUCGCGUCCCGGACGCCGCUUUCCUAGCUUCCAAGCCUGUGCCCAUCGCACUUCCGGAUCGCGCCUACAGCGUUGAUGGAAUACCCACAAAGACCCGUUCCUCGUCGCGCCUCGCCUCGGCGGCGGCGAGCCCAGUCGCUUCUGCCUCGCGCAAACGCGGCACGGGCGGUCGUCUGAGCUUGCUUGCUGAUGCCGAUGCCGAUGCUGAUGCGGACGACGAGGAUGUGCACCGGGACGCUUCUCUGCAGCUUGACGGCGACGAGACGCUCGCGCCAAGUUUGACGGCAUCGGGCAAAAAGCUGAGGUCGAAGGGCACUGCUUCGCCAAGGCACGGUUCCCGCAAGGCUUCGUCGCACCAGAGGAAGGCGUCUGCUGGAAAGGGGCUCGAAUCAGGUCGAACGAGCCGCAAAGCUUCAAGCAGUCACCAGCACGCUGUGGACAGCCCGCAGCGGGUGGCGGAUGCGGCUGCGCUUGACGCGGUUGCCUCCCGUACGCGAUCUCGCUCUCGGUUCUGA
Messenger RNA from Sporisorium graminicola, 1776 nucleotides. RefSeq lists its product as uncharacterized. The transcript has a single exon. The record is from RefSeq and is a predicted model, not a curated record. Lineage: Eukaryota; Fungi; Basidiomycota; Ustilaginomycetes; Ustilaginales; Ustilaginaceae. The coding region runs from base 1 to 1776 and encodes 591 amino acids.